AUGUUUAAAUCUCAAGAUGGCAGACUAGCCAAUGACAUGAUCCCUCGCCGGUCAACAAAGGUUGAAACACAGAUUGUUGGAACUGAAAACAAAGACAGACUUCACGGGUUCGGGACAGAGAUCGAAAUCCUGGAGAAUGAUUCGGAUGAUUUUACAAGCACGUGUAACCAAAACACUGAAGAAGUAGGCUGUGUCCGUAUCAGUUUAAGUAAACAUGUGGCGACGAAAAACCCGAAAGUCUUGGCGGUGGGCACCGUCAGACGUUCAUCAUCCCUUCGGAAUGUCUCUAAGAGGAACAAAGGUUCCGGAACGAUCCGAAGAACGAGCAGUUUUAGUCUCCUUGCAAGACCAAGUAAACCAGGAGAUCGUCUCACAGUGGAAAUCUUACAAGCAUUGUCUCCUUUCGACUUAGCAGGAAAUGACGUAGUCUCAGAGGCUGCCCGUGGGCUGCUUUUGAACAAAGUAAAAAUGGAAAAACAUGUGCAUGACAUUUUUUUCCCGCAUGAGAAAAAUGACCCACGAUUGGAGAACUUUGACACUCGAGGAUUCCCGGUAGACAAACUCGGAACUGCUCUUGUAGCACAAGCUAUUUCUACAAAUAAGGACGAUCACAAAUUCCACUCUAUGAUUGAUAAGCGCGCCCUAGCGGACGUUCUUGAAGGAUUAUAUAACAGCCUACAAUGGAAAAAAAUAGGAUUUUGCCUUUAUACGCUGCUGUACCCGGAGGAAGUGCGGAAUGACGUCAUAGGAGUAUGUCUGAGGGACUUCAUAGAGGACAGAGGACAUGUUUGGGCCGAGAAACUUCUUUCCUUUAUCAUGGAACCCAGGUGGACGGCGAUGUGGCAAUACAAGAUCGUGCGUGGUCAAGCCUCAGAAGAAGAAUACAAUCGGGAAAUGAACGCCCUUUUCGUCAAACUCCACUUACUAGACCCCCAGUCUGUCAUUCCUGCCUACCAGUUCCUUCUUAACCAGCGUGCUUUGCCAACUGUAAACUUGGAGUUGGCUACCAGGAACUACCUCGGGGAUACUAUAGAUUGUGCAGAAAUACAAGAGGAUGUUCUGGACGCUCUAACGAGAUCGAGCAUGCCUAUAAAUGUAUCCCGAUUAAGUCUGUCGGACAUUGAAAUAUUCUACGGUGUGGAAGUCGACGAAUUCAUUGUGACGUCAUGUCGUAAUAUUGGCGUAUGGAGCGGAAACAGGGCAGACAAUAGUAAAACAUCGAAACCACGUGACCGAUGUUGUGUCAUGUGAUUUCUUGUGUUUCCUCUUUCCUUCAUACAGCUUAAAACAUUUAUUAUUUAAUUUGUAUGAACACUUCAUGUUGAUAGAAGUUUGAUGUCGAAAUUAUUGAUAUUAUUUGAUAUUACAUGUAUUUUAAAUACAGAGAGACAGGCAG
Messenger RNA from Ylistrum balloti, 1396 nucleotides. RefSeq lists its product as uncharacterized. The record is from RefSeq and is a predicted model, not a curated record. The transcript has 5 exons. Lineage: Eukaryota; Metazoa; Mollusca; Bivalvia; Pectinida; Pectinidae. Bases 1 to 1251 code for a protein of 416 amino acids.